Molecule: messenger RNA, 1688 nt
Organism: Leopardus geoffroyi (Geoffroy's cat)
Lineage: Eukaryota; Metazoa; Chordata; Mammalia; Carnivora; Felidae
Gene: CCDC122
Product: coiled-coil domain containing 122
Exons: 6
Coding region: 460-1287 (275 amino acids)
Source: RefSeq, a predicted model, not a curated record
AAAACAACAAAAAACCUUGCUUCUUACUGUACUGAAUGAAACACGUAGGUAGGUUGUGACUGGAUUUCAUCAUACACCUAUCAUUUCUAUUUGAAACAGUUGCCUAGCUAUCCCUUAAAGCUUGGAUUCAAGCCGCGGAUCAAUCUUUGUAUGUUUACACUUUAAAACAAGACAUCUUGGUAGUCCAUUACUAGCGGAACAUUCAGAGAAAUCUCACCUUUUGUAGAAAGCUAGAAGCAGGGUGGUUAAUGUAUUAAUGUUGCCUGUAUUGUCUUUGAUAGGAAGUUAAGGAACACUGCCAAUCCUGUUUUUUUUCUUUCUGUUUUCAGCAUCCUGAAACCUUAAUCACAUUGCCUAGUCAAAGAAGAGAGUAAUGACUACUCUUAGCAGAUCCCAACACACUAGUAUAUAAUAGGCACAAAAAAAGGUGAAUCAAAAAGGGGGAAGAGACACAGAAGAAUGUCAGGCAACAAAGAAAUGAAGAGUCAAGGAGUUCCUGAAGAAGCUCUGGCUAACCGAGGCACAUCUUCAUUAACUGCUGCUGUAGAGCAAGUUGCAAAGCAACAACAAUCACAAACAUCAGAGAUAGAAAAAAAUAAAAAAGUUCUGUUCCAUUUACAGGAUGAACUCCAUGAGCUUGAAAAACAAAUAGCAUCUGUCUCUGCAGAAACUAAAGAAACAGAAAGGCAAAUUUAUCAGCAAGAUGCUGCCAUCGAGAAUACCAAACUACAGUGUGGGAACCUGGAAACUCAAAUCAAAUCCUUACAUACAGAAAAUGUAAAACUUAAAUUUGACAUAGAAGGAGCUCAAGAAGACUUUGAGGAACACAUGAUAAGAUAUAAUGAAUAUUAUGCAAAAAUAAAAGAGCAUAAAGAUAGUUUGUGGGAGGCUGGAAGCAAAAGGGCAUUCAUGACUACACUCCAUGAAAAACGAGAUCUUGUUAGAAAACUAAAAACAAUGAAAGAGGAACUUAUGCAAAAUCUCAAAAAUCCAGAAGGAAACCACAUAAAACAAGCACAGGAAGACAUUAUAAAGCUGAAGGCUAAAAUUAUAGCUGUAAAAGAAUCUAUCAUUGAAAAAACUUUCUUUCUUGAGGAAGAAGAAAAGACACAUGAAAAAUUAAGAAAAGAAAUAGAGGUACAACAUAAGAGAUAUAAUGCAAUUCUUAAGCGUUUGCAUUGUCAAGUGAACAAGCUUCAGUCAAAUAGAAGACAAUGGCAAUCGAACAUUCAACAACUGGAAAAAACUGCAGCUGAACUGAGAAAACGCAUUGGAAUGAAAUACUAACGUGGCUAAAGGGCAAUGUAGAACAUAGACUAUGCCAACAAAACAGAAAAUUUUUUGGAUUCUUAACAACCAGCAUCUACUACCAGAGGUCUGUCUUAAUAACAGAUGUAUUUUCUCUCUCUCUCUUUUUUUUUUUUUGAAUUAGUUACCUGCUUACCUUCCAAGCCUACAAUUGACAACAGUAGAGAGACAAUAGGAAUGCUUAUGUAAGAAUAGUGCAAGAUUCUAUAUAAACAUUUUGAGUGUAUAAGAUAAAUUGUACUCAUGAUUCUUAUUUUAUAAAUGUGUUGUUUGCACUAUCAUAUGAGGUAAAAAUUUAGAAGGAAACACUUGAAGUUAUAAUGAUUUAUUUUAAAUGAUUGUUUCAAACAUUUUAUUAAAACUUGCUUUUUUACCGCUGC